AUCUACGUCCCAGAGGACUCUUGACUCCAGAGGCUACGCCACUGCAGAACGUGACCUGUGGAGACGUCAAUGAACCUCGAUGGUACGGUGUAAUCAUGAAAUCUUCCUGUAGCCUAUCAGAGAGUACAGUCAGUGAAGAUUGCAAGGCUGUGGAGAAGUUGAAUAUGACGGUACGAAGCGAACUUCCCGUGUUUGGAUGGAAGCAUAAUUUUACAUACAGGAACAUUGCUUGUGCCAAAUGUAGCGGUGAAGAGAACGUGGCUUUCUGGGAUCUCCAAGUAGAGUGUCAAGGUGAGAAAUUAGGUUCAAAUGGGUCGGACAUCAGUGCAGUUAGGACGUUUGUCAUGGAUGAAGGAAGAAAGUGUUCUUGGGAAUACGAUACAUCGUCUUACCAAAAGCGACAUUGUGUAUUGCAAGAUACAAUAUGCAGAGCUAAUAAACAACCCUGGAUGUCUGUAGUAACAGACCUGUGUUCUUCGUAUUCUAUGCCCUUUUCAUUUCAUCAUAGUAGGAUGUUAUUCACAUACAGGAACCCUCAUUGCGCGCUUUGUGAUCCUGAAGGACAAUUCGAAUCAGACACUGCUGGCGGGGGGAUGCCCCCGUGGUCAAUCAUUUUGGACGUCAGCGGAAACUUUAGGAAUCCUGGAACACCAAAGACUCCACAGCCGACUGGAGCAAUGACUCAGAGCUUAAACGUUACUGCGGAGAUGUUACACUGUACCUCUAACAGUAGUCACUGUAACAUCACUGUUGGUGGGAAAACUUGCAAAGCAUUUGUUCUCGUGAAAAAUCAAACAGCACAGAUGAACGACUCCUUGAAAAAAAAUCCUGUAAAGAUAAUGCAAUUGAAUGGGAGCACUGCAUAUGUUUUGUGUCCAGAUGAUGAAGUUACUCACGAUUCCAACCAGGAUUUCACAGUUCUAGUUUAUCUCACUUUAAUUGGUUCAACUCUGUCAGUCAUUUCUCUGUGUUUUCUUCAGCUCGUUUACGUGUUUUUCAAAGAGCUAAAAAAUCUGCCUGGAAAAUGUCUUGUCAACAUCUGUGGGGCAUUACUGUGUUACCAAAUAAUUUUUUUCGCCUUGGAAAAGGCGAAUGAAGUGGACGCUCUUUGCAAGGCAGUUGCCAUUUCUCUUCAUUUCUUCAUCCUUGCUGCAUUUUCAUGGAUGAGCGUUAUGGCUUUUAAUACAGCAAAUGCCUUUACCGUUAAAGGUGAGUCAACAACAUUGGUUACGUCCCUGAAACAUUACUGA
Messenger RNA from Stylophora pistillata, 1250 nucleotides. RefSeq lists its product as uncharacterized. Gene Ontology annotation, molecular function: G protein-coupled receptor activity. The record is from RefSeq and is a predicted model, not a curated record. NCBI's taxonomy places the organism in Eukaryota, Metazoa, Cnidaria, Anthozoa, Scleractinia, Pocilloporidae. Gene Ontology annotation, cellular component: membrane. Gene Ontology annotation, biological process: cell surface receptor signaling pathway; G protein-coupled receptor signaling pathway.